Rosa rugosa (rugosa rose) is the source of this 679-nucleotide messenger RNA. Its product is annotated as probable complex I intermediate-associated protein 30. The coding region runs from base 90 to 644 and encodes 184 amino acids. The record is from RefSeq and is a predicted model, not a curated record. Gene Ontology annotation, cellular component: chloroplast stroma. Lineage: Eukaryota; Viridiplantae; Streptophyta; Magnoliopsida; Rosales; Rosaceae. The transcript has 7 exons. Gene Ontology annotation, biological process: NADH dehydrogenase complex assembly.
UUGACUUUUAAAUUAAUGUGCUGCAGGGUAUCAAAUUCUUUGAACCAGAGAUCAAGGGAGAUUCGCCUGAAAAGGUGGAGUACGUUGGGAUGAAAAAUUUGAUUAAUGCUCUAAAACAAAGUGUUGGACUUCAAAAUGGAAAGCUACUAUUUGGAUAUGAAGGUAAUAAUUAUAGGGAAUUGACUUGGGGAGCUUUAGAUGAUGUUGUGAUGGGUGGAGUGAGUGAAAGUGCAUUUCUGAUCGACCCAAAUGGCAGUGAAAAUGGUGGACCAACUGGACUUUUUAAAGGAGUUGUUUCCACUGCAAAUAAUAGUGGGUUUACAAGCAUCAGAACAAAGAAUCUAUCAACUCCUGAGGAUCUCUCUGCAUAUGAUGGUAUAGAGCUGCGCCUUAAAGGUGAUGGUCGUCGUUAUAAACUAAUUCUUCGGACAAGUGGUGAUUGGGAUAUUGUUGGUUACACAGCACGCUUUGACACUGUAAAAGACCAGUGGCAGACAGUGAGUAUCACAAUGGUCCUCUCAAUUUUUCUCUGGCCAAAUCAAGAAUCACUUGCUAGGUGGUUUGAGCUGCCUCAGCCGAGCUGCCGGGCUUCACACUCACCAGAGGAACAAGAGAGCCAGACUUUUCGACUUUCAGAGAUCUGAGACAGAUUCGUAAUAAUGAGGGAGGAGCAUGAUGG